Eimeria maxima is the source of this 1353-nucleotide messenger RNA. RefSeq lists its product as hypothetical. The record is from RefSeq and is a predicted model, not a curated record. The transcript is spliced from 6 exons. NCBI's taxonomy places the organism in Eukaryota, Apicomplexa, Conoidasida, Eucoccidiorida, Eimeriidae. The coding region runs from base 1 to 1353 and encodes 450 amino acids. Gene Ontology annotation, biological process: protein modification by small protein removal. Gene Ontology annotation, molecular function: peptidase activity; protein binding.
AUGGCGAACAGCAGCAGCGGCACUCGGGUUAUUCUUCGUGUGUAUGACAUCAGCAGAGGCCUGGCCUCUCGUUUAGCUCCCAUGCUGCUCGGUCGACCACUUGAAGGAGUUUGGCACAGCGGAAUUCAAUUGGGUGAUCUUGAAUAUUUCUAUGGAGGAGGAGUAGUCCGCAUGCGUCCUUAUGAGAUAGAAUCUAUGUACGGUAUGUCUCCAAAUAAAAUUGAGGAACUUGGUGUCACACAUAAAACUAACCAAGAAAUACAGACGUUUUUAACAAGUAUUUCUCCUCGUUUUACGGCUGAGACUUAUGAUUUGCUGCACAACAACUGCAACCACUUCACACAAGAGUUUUGCCGUUUUUUAUUGGGUCGGGAUAUUCCUGAUUAUAUAGUGCAGCAAGUAGAGAGGAUAGCAGAGACACCUGUUGGUCGUAUGCUGCUGCCGAUGCUGCAGCAGCAGCAGCAGCAAGUGCAGCAAGCAGCCUUAGCAUCUGGUCAAACAACUUUAUGGACAGCAGCGCAGUUUGCUGGCAAUCAGCAGCAGCAGCAGCAGCAACAGCAGCAGCAGCAGCAGCAGCAGCAGCAAGAAUGGCCUGCAGCAACAACUCCCUUUACGGAUAUGCUACGACGUACAUGUACAGCAGCAGAUAUAAACAGCAGCAGCAAAUUAUUAUUUUUAUUAACAAUAAAAACAAUAAUAAAUAAUAUAAAUAAAAAUAAAAAAGAACUGCAGCAAAAGCAUUUGCUGCUCAGCAGCAGCAACGAGAUACUGCAGCAAAAGGUACUACGCAUGCCUACAGGGAAGGAGGCACUUAAGCUUAUUGGAUUCGAUGUCACACCAGCAGCAGCAGCAGCAGCAGCAGCAGCAGCAGCAAAUGGAACAACAGCAGCAAAUGGAACAACAGCAGCAAAUGGAACAGCAGCAGCAGCAGCAAAUGGAACAGCAGCAGCAGCAGCAGCAGCAGCAGCAGCAGAGGAGCAGUACCGUUUCUCUCUUUAUGAUACACAAGAAGAAGAAGUUGUUAGGCAGCAACUGCAGCAGCACAUAAAAGAUAUUGAUGCAUUUAUUGCUGUACUCUCUCCUCCAUCUAGUUCAGCAGCAGCAGCAGCAGCAGCAGGAGCAGCAGCAAGACCUGCUGCUCCUGCAGCAGCAGGAGCUCCUGCCAUAGCAGCAGCACUCUCGGCAGCACAGCAGCAGCAGCAGCAGCAGCAGCAGCAGCAGCCUGAGCAGCAAUUUCGAUUUCAGCUGCAGCAACUUGAGGCUAUGGGAUUCACAGACAGACAAAGAAAUCUCUCGGUGUUGGAGGCUGUGAAGGGAAAUAUAAAUGCUGCGAUUGAUAUGCUCAUUGGCUAA